CAAAGUCUGUUGCUGUGUAUUUGUUUUUGACGUUCUCCCAAUUUUCCAUGAGAAUCAAAAGAUCAGAGAUGCUUGUAUUAGACGAGAGCCACUAACGACGAACCAGUAUUGUAUUGUCCAUGUCAUAAUUAUUGCCGUUCUUACUUCUCCCUUACUAAAUUACUAAUACUAUUCAGCCCCCUGCUCCGCUUUGUCUUAGCUUCUAGAGGAGUACUCAGUAGGAAGUCUGUUUCGUCAACGCAAAUCUCCAUCAGACUGAUACACAAACACAAAGUUCCACCAGGCACCUCCUUCAAAGCCUCUCUCUCUCAAAUCAAGUUUGAAGCUUUGAUUGAUCAAGGUUUUAACCUUUUGAACCUGAGUCAAAGAUCCUUUUCAAAUGCUCUUACUUGAGUGCAAAUCAUUUUUUCUUCCUUUUUGAAUCUCAGAAACCAAAAAGCUCUCUUACCCAGAAGUCCAAAUGGAGAAAAACCAGGAAAUUGCACUGACUGAGAUGAGGAAAUCAGUUCAAAAGCUCGGGACUUCCACAGAGAAGUAUGAAGACCCGACACUCAUGAGGUUCUUGAUUGCAAGAUCAAUGGACCCGGACAAAGCAGCAAAAAUGUUUGUUCAGUGGCAUAAAUGGAGGGCCUCAUUUGUUCCAAAUGGGUUCAUUUCUGAUUCCGAAGUAAGUGAUGCAUUGGAAGACAGAAAGAUUUUUUUGCAGGGUUUGUCUAAGGAUGGAUACCCAUUGAUGAUUGUGAAAGCAAGCAAGCAUUUUCCUUCUAAGGAUCAUCUCCAAUUCAAGAAAUUUGUGGUUCAUCUGCUUGACAAAACAAUUGCAAGCUCUUUCAGAGGACGAGAAAUUGGAAAUGAAAAGUUGAUCGGCAUUCUUGAUUUGCAACAAAUUUCAUACAAAAAUGUUGAUGCACGUGGAUUAAUCACUGGAUUUCAAUUUCUACAGUCUUACUACCCUGAGCGGUUAGCAAAGUGCUUCAUCUUAAACAUGCCAUGGUUCUUUGUAAGUGUCUGGAGGAUGGUUUCUCGCUUCCUUGAUAAGGCAACAGCAGAAAAGAUUGUAAUUGUGAGCAAUGAGGAUGAAACAAAAAACUUCAUAAAGGAAGUUGGUGAAGAAACCUUGCCAGAAGAGUAUGGUGGACGAGCAAAGCUUGUACCUCUCCAAGAUGUUGUACUGGCACCAAUGGAGGAUUUACUCUACAAAUAAAUCGGGCCGCUCUAGCAGUCCAUCUAUCUUCGAGGCAGACUCGGAAACCGUUAAUCCGUUAUACCUGUCGACAAGACAAAGAUAACCGGUGGUAGGCAGUUUCAGCCUGGUUCUCCUUGUGACGAGUAGCAAUUAGUGGUACAUGUAUGAGGGGAGGGCUUCCUUCUCAUACUCUCAUGUUCAUGUAAUACAACAACGAAAGGUACUCCAUGUAAAAGAUAAUAUUUGAGCUUAAA
This is a messenger RNA of Prunus mume (Japanese apricot), 1440 nucleotides long. The record is from RefSeq and is a predicted model, not a curated record. Lineage: Eukaryota; Viridiplantae; Streptophyta; Magnoliopsida; Rosales; Rosaceae.